Molecule: messenger RNA, 1116 nt
Organism: Fusarium odoratissimum NRRL 54006
Lineage: Eukaryota; Fungi; Ascomycota; Sordariomycetes; Hypocreales; Nectriaceae
Exons: 1
Coding region: 1-1116 (371 amino acids)
Source: RefSeq, a predicted model, not a curated record
AUGGAGCCUAUUGGUGCUGCUUAUACCCUUACUGUCGCCCAGCAAACUGGGCAGGUCAACCAGCGUGGCGGCAGUGUUGCGGUGCGUCGGGCCCAGGUCGUUCGUGUCCUUGCUUCUUUCGAAGAGGCAAAAAAGUACAUGUCGAAGGACGGAAUAGAAGAGGUGCACAAGUACCUCAGAACUGGUCAAUGGGUUCGAGAUCAUACCAAUGCAGGCAGUCAUCCAGCCUACAAGAGGUUUGUUGGCAGCGGAGGCUACAAAAAGACACUGUACUAUCCACAGUUCUUCGUUAUUCAGGCGAUAUAUACCCUGAAUGGUAGGCAGAUCGGUAAUGCCGUUGAGCGGAUGUACGAAGAGUUGUCGGGACACUGGGGGGAGUUUAUCCCUUCAGACAAGCCUUUCUAUCCGCGUCUCGCGGACCCUGAUAAGGAGUGUCGCUUUAUCAUGGGAGACUACCGAUGGCGAGAUUUUCAAGUCGGGAGGCAAGUCAGCAACAACACAAUCCAUGUUACUAUCCCAGAGGCCAAAGGCCAUGCCGCCGCUCUCAAUAACAACAACAAUACGAACAACAAACAAAAAGUCUUAGACGGCUACCUGAGAGCUGCUGCACAACUCUCAGCGGAACUCAACACCGAGUCCCAACUGAAAGGACGGGACAGAGAGGUGCAACUGUUGCAAGAUCAGCUCAGAGACUCCCAGCAAAGAAAUGCGGACCUACAGCGACAGGUUCAAGACCAAACCAAGCUUAGGCGACAUGCAGAGCAUCAAACGCAGAUGUCACAGAACCGGCUGAAGGAAAGGCAAGAACAGCUCCAGGACGCACAGGACCAGCUGCAGGAUACACAGCGUCGGCUUGAGGACUCGCGGCUAUAUGCCAAGGGACUCGAAGACAAGCAAGACCAGACAAAAGCCCAUGUCGCACGCCACCAACAGAUCUCCAUGGAAAUCAUAGAGCUCGAUAAACAGCGGGAGGCGAAAAGCGCUAUGCGGCAGCAAUGCAUUAACAGCAUUGCCAAACAAAGCUUCUCCCGAUUCGAAGGCGUCAAAACGGGUACCAAGCGUCCCGCUGCUGGAAUCGAAGAUGGCGAGGAACCCAAGCGGCUUCGUCAGAAUUGA